AUGUCGGCCGCCGUGGCGUGCCUGGACUACUUCGCCGCUGAGUGCUUGGUGUCCAUGUCCGCGGGCGCCGUGGUUCACCGCCGCCCGCCGGACCCCGAGGGCGCGGGCGGAGCCGCAGGCUCGGAGGUGGGUGCGGCGCCGCCGGAGUCCGCUCUGCCGGGUCCGGGGCCACCGGGACCCGCGUCGGUCCCCCCGCUCCCCCAGGUCCCCGCCCCCAGCCCCGGCGCGGGCGGCGCCGCGCCCCACCUGCUGGCUGCAAGCGUCUUGGCUGACUUGCGCGGCGGCUCUGGGGAGGGCUUCGGGGAGAACUCGGGGGAAGCUCUGCGCGCCUCGUCCGGCUCCUGCGACCCGACCCGGUGCUCCGGCCCGACCCUGGGCUCAGAGCCGACCCCGGCCAACAGCGCGGCCGAGGUCUCCGGACCCGCGCACUCCUCCGGCGCGCUCGCGGUCCCAGGCGCUCCUGCCGUCUCCGGAGCGCCUGCCGCCCCCGGGGCGGUCCCCGGCGUGGCCCCUGGGGCGGGCCCCGCCCCCGCCACAGGUCCAGUCCCUCGUCGGAGGCCGGUUACACCUGCAGCGAAGCGCCAUCGCUGCCCCUUUCCGGGCUGCAACAAAGCCUAUUACAAGUCGUCGCAUCUGAAGUCCCACCAGCGCACCCACACGGGUGAGCGCCCUUUCUCCUGCGACUGGCUCGACUGCGACAAGAAGUUCACGCGCUCCGACGAGCUGGCCCGCCACUACAGGACGCACACGGGCGAGAAGCGCUUCUCCUGCCCCCUCUGUCCCAAGCAGUUCUCCCGGAGUGACCAUCUGACCAAGCAUGCUCGCCGCCACCCAGCCUAUCAUCCUGACAUGAUCGAGUACCGCGGGCGUCGUCGCACUCCCCGAGUCGACCCCCAACCCACCAGCCUGGUGGACAGCUCCGCCUGCAUCCCCGGCCAGGAGCCCAGCCUCACCACCUGCCUGUCUGACAGUCAUUGCUGUUAGUCAUCCCCACAAGGACGAUCGCCCAGACCGUUGUCCCUGCCUUUUCCUUGCCCAACCCUCUCUCCCAGAGUCAUUAGACCAAGGCACAGACUGGUUCCUCUGCUCGGAGGAUGGGUCCAGGGAGGCACGUUGGACCCUGGGGAGGGACUGGGGGCCCGAAAAUAGCAGGAAUUCUUACAACACGUAUAUCAACCUAAAGGGGAGAGGGUUGCCUCAAGACAGCCCCCAGGAACUGGUGAAAAAGGGAUGAACCCCCGUACUCUCCAGAGUCCUGAAGAUUCUCCCCUGGAACCAGAGAUGUGAAACUGGAAUUCUCAGGUGCCUGAGGAGCUCCCAGUCUCAAAGGACUCUAGUGUCUUAUCCACCCGCCAGGGCGGACCUUGGAGAGGGUUUCAGGGGUGGCAGUCUUGGAAAUGUCCAGGACUGGAAUGGUGAGAGGCCUUUGGAAACAGAAAUGAUUUCUAUUUCUGUAAAUAGCAAUGUUUACUAAUUUAUUUUUAGUAUCUUUUAAACAGGGAUCCCAGGUUGAUG
Messenger RNA from Prionailurus viverrinus (fishing cat), 1515 nucleotides. RefSeq names its product KLF transcription factor 14 (gene KLF14). Gene Ontology annotation, biological process: regulation of transcription by RNA polymerase II. The record is from RefSeq and is a predicted model, not a curated record. NCBI's taxonomy places the organism in Eukaryota, Metazoa, Chordata, Mammalia, Carnivora, Felidae. The transcript has a single exon. Bases 1 to 984 code for a protein of 327 amino acids. Gene Ontology annotation, molecular function: DNA-binding transcription factor activity, RNA polymerase II-specific; RNA polymerase II cis-regulatory region sequence-specific DNA binding.